Ambispora leptoticha is the source of this 566-nucleotide messenger RNA. NCBI's taxonomy places the organism in Eukaryota, Fungi, Glomeromycota, Glomeromycetes, Archaeosporales, Ambisporaceae. The record is from the annotation of a GenBank genome assembly.
AAUUUUUGGCGAUUGAGGGAUCAUUUAGACAAAUGCCAAUAGCUUUCAUCAAGCAAAUAAUCGAAACAAGUGGUGAUAAUCGCCAGUAUCUUUUAAUUCUAGAAACUUAUUUCUUAUAUACUUCUGAUGAAGGAAAAACCAUAGUUGCGGAGUUAUUGCCGUUUGUACUUUUGUACUCUCCGAAUUUACGAGCUCUAAGCUUAGGCGAGUUAAGUUUGGAACAACUUUUGUCUUUACCAGACUAUUGCCCAAAACUCGAGCAUAUCGAUUUUUAUAUUUUGAGUGUAGAAGAAUUGACUAGUUUGAAACAGUCACUUCCACCACAAAUCAAUUCUCUCACAAUUCAUGGUGCGACACUCACAAACUUAGGCAAAUAUUUUACUGGAUUCCGUGCAAAUUUUCUGGAAAAUUUUCCCUUUCAUGUAAAGUAUCUUUCUCUCUUUGUCGGCAUUGACAACGAAGACGAGGUUAAUUAUAUAAAAGCUAAAACCGAAAACUAUGGUAUCAAAUUUAUCAAGGAGCCUUUACAUGAUAGAAUUUGUCCAAAUUAUUUCCCGCGAUUUUAA